GUUCAAUCUGCAUUGCAUAGGUAAGAACUCAGUACUGCUAGUGGUAUCGUUUCGAGGCUCAUCGUUUGUCUUGGUCAACGGAGAUGAUGCGCGACGACGCCCAUGUAUGUGAGUGAUGGCCUAGUGAAUCGAAGAGAAUAAGACAUCGCGAUCCUUUUCUGGCCCAACUUCUAUCAUAAAUCCACGGCACAGUGAUGAACCAUGGACCGACCAGCAGUGCCUACUUACAUCCUUCGUGGUCAUGAUGCUCCCAUUCAUGCCCUUCGCUUCUAUUCCCGGAACGCUUACCUCGCCUCGGGCGACAGUGAAGGAUGGUUGAUCAUUUGGAGUCUGGCCACGAAGCGCCCCGUCGCUGUCUGGAAAGGGCACGAAGGCGCGGUCAUGUGUAUACGACACUGGACACACAAGAGGCUCGUUAGUCAUGGAAGAGAUCACAAAUUACGAGUGUGGCAGGUUCAAGAUGAGGACCUGGCUGAUCUGACUACGAAUCUCCCUGGUGAUAAAAGCUCGGUUGACCGACGCGAGCCAUGGCUUCUGCACUCAAUCUCUGUCAAUGCCCUCAAUUUUUGUGCCUUUUCCAUGUGCAGUGAGUUGCCCGGGCGGACCUCACGGCCGGAGACCGAGGCGCAACUGGUGGCCUCUCCCAACGGUCUAGACUCCGGAGGUAUAGAUAUUUUCCAGCUUCCGUCCGAGCGACGAGUAUCGCAGAUAGCAUCGGCCCAGGACUCUCCCACAGGCAUGGUCAUGGCCGUCUCCAUAUUUCACGAUAAUGCAAAAUCCAGACUACUUGUGGUAUCCGGAUACGAAGAUGGAAGAGUAAUGGUUCAUGUCCGUACCGGGAACUUCGACAAAGAAGGUGGUUGGCAGAAGGUUACAUCAAGCAAGUUACGCCCUGGUUCACAACCUAUACUGUCUCUCGAAAUUUCGCCUUCAAGGGACUAUUUCAUAACUUCGGGUGUCGACUCGUGGAUCGCCAAAUAUCCACUCGAUCUUCCAGAUGGCAUGGCGGGAGAGUCGCGGGAGACCGACCGUAGCAGUUCUAUCAAGACAAAACAUGCCGGCCAACAGGGCCUCAGCAUUCGCUCCGACGGCAAGAUAUUUGCGACUGCAGGCUGGGAUGCACGAAUUCGCGUUUACUCGACGCGGACGAUGAAAGAAUUGGCGGUACUGCAAUGGCACCAACAGGGUUGCUAUGCAACGUCUUUCGCCGACCUUGAUCUUGAAGCCAAUGACUUGGCUGCUCCCACCGAAUACACAGGCUCAGACCUAAGUACUCAGUCUAAUGAGAUCCUGGCACGACCUACAGCACUGGACAUUAUCAAGCGCAAGCGAGAAGAGAAGGCACGUUCGAUACACUGGCUUGCUGCUGGUGGCAAAGAUGGCAAAAUAUCUCUUUGGAACAUCUACUGAACAUGCGUCCGUGAACAUUUUCGAGUUCUUGCCUAAAUCUGAAGUCAAAAUUCCAGCAAUGCACAAAUCAAGCUCAAAAUAUCAGGAUAACAAGGACUCCUGCAUACUUCAUAGUGCCUUCUCUCGUGGCUCAAGGAUGACAUUAUCGAUCAACCUCACCACCCUCUGGCCUACUUCCUUCUCAGUCCUGGGCUCGUCAACAGGCUGCACAUAUACUGCAGCACUGAGAAUGGCCCCUUGGCUGGGAUCGACUUUGGCAAAGUCUGGGAUCAUGGCCAUAUUCUGCGGUUCGCUCAACGCGAUAUAGUCGAUCUCAAUCUGACAACUUCCACCUAAUUUACCGUCUUUUCUUCUCAGCUGCGACUCCUGGCCGAAGACAUUAUACGCAGCAUCUCUGAUCUUCUUGCCGCUGACUUCGCCAGAAUUGUAUAAAUCUCUUGCGGCGAAGAGGGCUUUGGAAAGUACGACGGCGUCUUCUCUUCUUCGUUCUCCAAGAUAUACAUUCCGGCUGCUCAUUGCCAGACCAUCUGAUUCCCGGCUGGUCGGUAUGACGCGUACUUCUGUGGGAAUGUGAAAGUCCUUUACCAUCCGUUUGAUCACGACUGAUUGCUGAAUAUCCUUUUGUCCAAAGUACACACGAUCGGCUUGGAUGAUAUUGAACAACUUGGUACAGACAGUUGCCACGCCGCGGAAAAAGAUGGGCCGAGAAGAGCCUUCAAGUUGGUUGCCCAAUGGUGUGAUGGUCACGAAGGAUCCAUUGCCUGCGAUGUCUGACGAUGGUGGGAGAGUUGGGUACAUGACCUUCACGGUGGGCGCGAAGAUGCC
Exophiala oligosperma is the source of this 2235-nucleotide messenger RNA. RefSeq lists its product as uncharacterized. The record is from RefSeq and is a predicted model, not a curated record. NCBI's taxonomy places the organism in Eukaryota, Fungi, Ascomycota, Eurotiomycetes, Chaetothyriales, Herpotrichiellaceae. The transcript has 2 exons. Bases 202 to 1410 code for a protein of 402 amino acids. Gene Ontology annotation, molecular function: protein binding.